CGCGCGAAUACAAAUAAUCGGAGUGUGCUAAAAGUAGAAGGAGUUGCAGCUGAACACAUGGCAUGGCCGUCGAUAUGGACAUGGAUACCAUAAAAAUGCUGUCGACAAGCCAAGAAGAAGCCAACCAGUCCGACUCCAACUGGAAGUCCAAUUGCAAGCAAGGCGCGAUAUUACGAGGCAGAAAAUACAGCAGAUUCAAUCAGAAGAGCAGUGCCAGAAAAAAGAAAGUUAUUGGAGCCGGUUGUGGCCACCUGUUACCGUUCCUCGCCGCUGCAGUUUGCAUGCUGAUCUUUCAGCUGAGGUUGUCUCCUUUAGUCAGCUCCUUGUCGCCGGCCAACGAGACCGCCUGGCCACCCAUGCGGCAUUACGAUAUCUGGGACGACGACUUGGGCGAGCCGGGCGAUGAGUUUUUGGCAGAGGAGCCUGACUUCAAGCUUCAAACCGGAAUACAAGAGGAACUGGACUUGGAGAUGGAACAACAGGACAUCUCUGAUCGGAGUUCCAACCAGACAACUAGCAGGCAGGGAAAGGUGAUUCACCUAUUCCCGGUUCCCGUUGAUGGUGACUGCAUGUCGAGCGAUGGUCGGCGGAUCGGCAACUGCCUAAAUGCCUACGAGUGCCGCCAGAAGGACGGACAGGCGAAGGGAGAGUGUGCCAUGGGAUUCGGUGUGUGCUGCGUAUUCUUGGCCAGCUGCAAUACGACGAUAACCAACAACAUCACCUACAUUGUAUCACCGGGAUUCCCCAGUUUUAUGCCCAGCAAUUUCAGUGGAUGCAGUUUGCGUGUAAAGAUGAUGAGCGAUGACAUCAGCCAGGUCCGGAUCGACUUCCAUCACUUUACAUUGGGUCAGCCGAAUAGAAGGACUGGCGUGUGCGAAGGGGACGCGUUUAGCAUAGGCGGAGGACCAGGUGGAACAUUCUCUCUUUGUGGGCAGAACAGUGGUCAGCAUUUGUACUACGACGUGGGGGCCAGAGCAUCGCCAAGGCAAUCUACUUUGUACGGAAGUUUACGUCCCGUGGAUGCAAGUAAUAGCACCAGCAACUCCACAACAACGGGCGAUCGCUUCAUUGACAUCAAUCUUAAUCUAUCUAGUCGGGUCCUACCUCUUCGUAUCUGGGAGAUGAGUGUGGUCCAAAUCCCAUUUAAUCAACGAGCUCCGGCGGGUUGUCUUCAAUAUCAUACCGGAGUUGAAGGCAUUAUGCAGACCUUUAAUUUCGCCGAAAAUGGACGACAUUUAGCAAAUCAGAAUUAUCGCAUUUGUGUACGACAGGAGGUGGACAUGUGCUCUAUUAUGUACCAACCAUGCGAUGAGCAAUCCUUCCGAAUUGGCGGUGGCGGACGAAUGGCAACCCGUGGAGGUGAAAGCGUUGAAGGAUCAUCGACAGUUUCUAGUUCCGCUGUAGCCCAGUCGGAUAUUGCGGGUGCAACAGCCACAGCUGGGAGUGCACAAAUGACCACCUCAGCUCCAACUUCUACUUCUACCCUUAUGCAGAUGCUGGCCAACAUGGCAAACUCGACCACGGCAACGUUAAUGACGAUGAUGACCGGAAAUUCCACCGCAGCUGUUAGUACUGCAUCAUCUCCUAGUAGCAGCACGGCAGCCAUGACGACCACAUCAACCACUCAAACACCGCUCCGUUCCAGUACAGAGGCUUCAACCACCACGGAAGCACCUUCACCUUCGCCAGCCAACGACGAUGUAGAGGGUUCGGGUGGCGAGGACGGAGAGGCUGGCGAUGAUGACGAUGACGGGUUCCUAUUCUUCAGGAGUCGACCCACCACAGAGGAACCGGGCGUAUCCAGACGUCCACGUCCAAGUGGAGGCUUCGACAUAAUGGGUAUCAUUCGCAAUGCUCUCGACUUGCCGCUUAAGUGGAGACGUCGCCAGGCUCGUCAGUUCUUCAGCACCUGCUCGGAUAGAAUUACAAUGCCGUGCAUCAUAGAGGAUUUCAUAGGAACUGGACUGGGCCCUCUUCCCGGAUGCGAACCAAUACACUGUGGAGCCCAGUUCUGCUCCUCGGGUGUAUGGCCAUGUCGCAUUGAAAGCACUGUUACUCCGUUUUAUAUAGGUGUUCACUUUGGCAAUGGCAUGGGCGCUGGAAAGGCGAAUGCAGAAGAUAAUGUGGGAGCCUGCCUACGCUAUUCCCAGGUUCAGUGCAUGUAAGGAUUAGCAAGUUAACCAAAGUACAUUUAGUUUUAGAGAACUGAGAGCGUACCAUAAGUUAUUAAUUUGCUUCGAACUAAUUAUU
Messenger RNA from Drosophila eugracilis, 2250 nucleotides. RefSeq lists its product as uncharacterized. The transcript has 3 exons. Bases 63 to 2165 code for a protein of 700 amino acids. The record is from RefSeq and is a predicted model, not a curated record. NCBI's taxonomy places the organism in Eukaryota, Metazoa, Arthropoda, Insecta, Diptera, Drosophilidae.